This is a messenger RNA of Helobdella robusta, 1119 nucleotides long. RefSeq lists its product as hypothetical. The coding region runs from base 1 to 1119 and encodes 372 amino acids. The transcript has 5 exons. Gene Ontology annotation, molecular function: zinc ion binding; aspartic-type endopeptidase activity; nucleic acid binding. NCBI's taxonomy places the organism in Eukaryota, Metazoa, Annelida, Clitellata, Rhynchobdellida, Glossiphoniidae. Gene Ontology annotation, biological process: proteolysis. The record is from RefSeq and is a predicted model, not a curated record.
AUGUCAAAACUGUGUGGUUUGAACGUAGUUCAGCUACGAGAAAAACUACAGAAACGAAGCCUUGUCACAAGUGGCAACAAAGAAGUACUAGUAGCACGUCUGAGAGAAGCUCUCAUUGACGAAGGUAAGAACCCAGACGAAUUCAAGUUUGAUGGUGCUGACGAAGAUAAUGAAAUUAGCACAGGCACGUUUACAACCGCUAAAAUGAUGGAACUUCUGCUUAAGGAGUUAAAACACGUAAAAUUGGAACUGGCAGAACAGAUUGAAGAACAGUCAACAAGAAUAGAAAUGAUCGAGCAGAAACUUGAUCGUCAGACCGUUGAGGUAGAUCACAAGAUAGACAAAUUGAAGCGAGAACUGGAGCAAUCCAAAAAAAUGGCCAUGCCGUUAGAUCACGCAUCCGGAAGAACUUUGAAGCUUAGAAACAGAACGCAACGAUCUGGUGAAUCCAUUCAGCAGCUGGCACAAGAUAUCGAACGGUUGACAUUGCUGUCGUAUCCAACAUCAGACCCCGAGCAUAGAGACGAAACUGCCCUGGAUACUUUUAUCAAAGCCCUUCGUGAUUCGGAACUCAAGCAAUCCCUUCUCUUGUCAGAUAAACGAAAACUCAAGGAUGCUGUUGCGCACAUACAUGAAGAAUGCUCUUGCCAGAAGGUGGUUGUGAAACGCGAACCCCAACAGCAUGGUGUACCCCAAUGCUGGAUUUGUGGUGAAAAAGACCAUCUACGUCGUGAUUGUAAGCACCGCCUAAAAGAUAACUACUGCCGAAAUUGCGCGACAAGAUGGCGCAAAAGAAGAGAAGAUGAUCGUGUAUCACGAUCGGCCCCUUCUAACAAAGGGGCGGAAAAGCUAAUAAGAGCCAACUUUUUGUGUCAGAGGUUGGCUAGUAGAAUUGACGCCCCCGGUACCGUAAUUAACGUUUCCAGACUACAUCGAAAUCGAAACGACCUAUGGCUGAACGGAAAAGUUGAUCAACGAGAAUGUGUAAUUACAGUCGACACCGGAGCAACAAAAUCGAUUUUAAGAUCUGAUUUGCGAUUCGGUGAAUUAUUUAAAGCGAUAUUUGAUUUGUUUGUUGACGUUGUCAUAGCGAUAGAUUUUAAACAAUUUAAAAGUUAA